AUGAUGAACUGGGCCAAAAAGACAAUGGCCAAUGUUGCCGGCACAGCAGAACCAAUCUAUGGACCGUCAGCGAUUAUACCAGUCGGCAAGCAAGCAGAAACCACGCCAUACACCGAACUUUCGAGAGAAGAUAUGAAAUGGGUCGCUAUGGACUCAACGAGCGUAGAGACUCAGACUUUCUACUUCAUGGCUAAUAGUGGACACAUUGCUAUGGCGCAAGUUAUACACAGUAAUGUUAUUGGCGUGCGAACCACAACUCAGUUCAACUGCAAGAUCUCCUAUCCUAAAGGCAGCUCAAAGCCUAAUCUCUGGAGUUCCGAUCAACUCAGCAACGUCGAGUUCAGUGAUGAUAAAACCUGCUUCUAUGCAGACGAUGUUGCCAUUGAUCUAUCUGAGGACGGCACAGAAUAUACUAUCAAAUCCAUGACAAAUGAAGCAUCCAUCGUCAACCUCACAGUGACUCGAGUUGCUCCGGGUUUCCAUGUCGGUAAAGAUGGCAAAUCAUAUUAUGGCACAGAUCCAAAGGCUCCUUGGGGUUCGAUGAGACAUGCAUUUUGGCCACGAACUAUCACCAAAGGAUCCAUUACAACCAAAGAUGGGUCAAUAGACUUCAAGGGCAAGGCAUUGUUCAUACAUGCGCUCCAGGGAAUGAAACCACAUCACGCUGCCGCAAAGUGGAAUUUUGUUAACUAUCAAGGUCCACAAUUUUCAGCCAUAAUGAUGGAAUACACAACACCUCCAGCAUAUGGUUCUACCGUUGUCAGUGUUGGUGGCAUAGUCAAGGAUGGUGAAAUCAUCUGUGCCGGAGCUGGAAAUACCGCAAAACACACCCGGAUCAAGAAUGAUGAGGAUGCUGGCUGGCCGGAACCAGAGGCGGUCAAAUUUGAUUGGCAAGGAAAGACAAAGGACGGAAAAUCUGUUUCUGGUUUAAUCGAAACAGACCUUGAGGAAAGACUCGAUAGAGUUGAUAUCAUGGCUGAAGUCCCUGGGUUUGUCAAGAAAAUUGUGGGCAAUGUUGCUGGAACAAGACCAUAUAUCUACCAGUACUCCCCGCGUAAUAAGCCAACAACCUUGACACUAAAGAUUGGAGAUGAAGUGAUUACAGAGGAGGGAGUUUUAUACACAGAAGCCACGUUUAUUUCCGAAUGA
This is a messenger RNA of Botrytis byssoidea, 1149 nucleotides long. RefSeq lists its product as uncharacterized. Gene Ontology annotation, cellular component: cytoplasm. Bases 1 to 1149 code for a protein of 382 amino acids. Gene Ontology annotation, biological process: response to oxidative stress. The transcript has 3 exons. The record is from RefSeq and is a predicted model, not a curated record. Lineage: Eukaryota; Fungi; Ascomycota; Leotiomycetes; Helotiales; Sclerotiniaceae.